GAAGAGCGGAGCGGAAGGGAUCUGGACGACAGAAGCCGUGUAUGUGACGACACUCUCGUCAGCUGGAAGAUUCACCGAUUAGUUGCGACUUUCAAGCGAUUUCCGUCGCCUGUGGUCAUCGGGCAUCGCUGCAUUCGCCCCCUUCCGCCGCUUCAACGGCGGUUUGUGAUGAUGGACGACUUCCAGGCCCGCAAGCGUCGGAUCAUGGAGGGCAUCUCAUCCCUGUGCAGCACGGAUGAUGACGCGGUAAGCAGACGUCAAAGUGCAGCUUCAAAGGGGCAGCUUCAUGCUUCCUACUCGUUCCUACGUGCGCCUGCCUGUCUGUGUGUGUGUGUGUGUGUGUGUGUGUAUGUGUGUGUCUGUUUGUAGCACGGCGAGAGGAAAGAGGACAGGUCUCUGAAGGGCAGCAUCGACGAAGAUCUGCGGGACACAGUGGACGCCGUCAAUGCCCAUCCCUCGUUCGUCACCACCAGCUGCUGCUCAGGCCGAAUCGUCCUCUAUCUCGAGGGCGAUGCCAAUCGCAAGAAGGGCGGCAAGCUACUCUUCGUCAGCCACUCACCCAUCGGCGUGACGGAGGAUAGCAGUGGCGACGGUACUGAAUCAUUCGGCUCUCUUACGCACGCCCUCAAGCAGAGGGAGGCCUUCUACGAGGCGCCAAAGGACGACUCCGGGCCCCAGACGCCACCAUUGCCAUCAGCAGCCGACGGCCACCGGCUGAUCUACUUCAAGCUGGAGCCGCUGAUUCUCCACAUCGAGUGCCACAGCCUCUCGGCGGCCAAGACGCUGCUCGACGUGGCUCACCACUGCGGCCUGAAGCAGUCGGGCGCCAACUCGUUCGCAAAGCGCAAGGUCAUCGCCGUCCGCGGCGCUCUGCGGCUGGACGUGCCAGUGGCCACGUGUGAGCACAUGCUGGUGACCUCCGAGUAUCUGCGUCAGCUUGUGGGCAUUGCCAAUGAGAAGAUGGAGCAGAACAGGGCUCAGAUUGACCGCUUCCUGGCGACUUUUCGGCGAGUGGUGGGGGAGAAGGAGCUCCCUGAUGAGGAUGGGGAGAGGCGGCCGCGUAAUGGUGGGAAGAGGGCUGAGGGAAUGGACCAGCCGCUGUUGACCUGGACGCACAUCGGCCAACAGGUGAGUGAAUGGACACUGAGAGAGAGAGAGAGAGAGAGAGAGAGUUGGUACAUUGCCAUCUGCAGACACUGCUUGCUAUCCUCCUGCAGGGGCUGGAUGAUGCCUCCCAUUUGCAGCUGUGGGGUGCGGCCGUCGCCUUCGCAGACCCCUUCCUGUGUGUGUUCGGGGGCUUCGGGGGCCCCGGGCAGCUGGCAAGGCAGAGGGCUCUGCUGAUAUAUGACGCCAGGAAGGGUACCUGGAGGAACGCCACGGCAGCUGAAAACCACGCAGGUCGGCCGCAAGAAGAAAGACAGCACGGACAUGAGCCAAGCCCACUCUCUCUGUUUCAGGUCCGUGUGCCCGUGUGCAUGCGACGUUCGUGCCCUGCCCGCCCCACGGCCUUCUUCUGUUCGGCGGACGAACCUCCCCAUCCACGCCGCUCAAUGACUUGUGGCUGCUCGACACCCGCGCGGCCACAUGGACACCGAUGAUCUCUUCCACCCCGCCCCCGGCUCGAUACAGAUAUGCAAUGUGUCAGGUCGGCAGCAGCGGCAAGAAUGAGUACGUCCUGAGUGGGGGAGUUGGGAGCGACGGACGGGUGCUGGGCGACGUGUGGAGGCUGCGGGUGGAUGGCACUGAGGCGGCAUGGGAGGAGAUCGUCACGCCUGCCGAUGACGAGUGUGGCGGCCCGGGCGCUGUCCACUCCCACACGUUGGCCUUUGACGAGUCCACCAACCGCGUCAUGCUCUUUGGGGGUAUCGAUGGGUACCAGUCCAUUCGGCGGUGCCGUCAGCCCUUCCCACUGCACACCCUACCGGCCCUCGACCUUGCCACACACACGUGGGCGCAUACGCCCACACAGGCGAGCGGCGACCAGGCGACAGGCAGCUUCCCGUGUGGCCGCUUCAGCCACUGCUCGACGGUGACGAGAAGCGGCGAUGUGAUUGUGGUGGGUGGGUGCGGCGGACACUCAGCGCUCAAUGACGUGUGGCUCUACAAGGUCAGCCACAGCCAACAACCACGCGCACACAUCCACGCGCAGUGUUACUGUUGUCUGUGCAGGUGUGCGGGUCAUCGUGGCACCAUCUCGGCCACCUCCCCGGCGCCGCCAACAUGUGUGUGCGCGCGUCGUGUGCGUGGGGGUCGAAUAAGCUGUAUGUCGUGGGCGGCGGUGCGGUGUGCUUCACGUUUGGGUCGCAUUUCGACGGACCUCUGUCUUGUUACGUGAAGUUCAAGGGUCUGGGGCAGACGAGGGCAGAGAGAGAAAAGGCCGAGAGGAAGAGGCUAGAGCGAGAGGAGGGCAAGUGAGGGCGUGUUGGUGGGUGAAAGUGCAUGUGUGUGAAUCGCUUCUGAAUCAAUGGACGGAGCAAAAGUCCUGAGAAUGUGGCGGAUGGGGCGAAUGGGUGGCCGCCGGCUCCAUAUGGCUGAGCAGAUUCACUCUCUGUGUGCACAGAUGCGGUGGUUGUCGACCAAAAUUGAGACACGCAGACAUGAAAGGUCAAUCCAUCUGUCAGUC
Messenger RNA from Vitrella brassicaformis, 2623 nucleotides. Lineage: Eukaryota; Vitrellaceae. The record is from the annotation of a GenBank genome assembly.